UUUUUUGCUCAGAAGAAUGAUUAGAAUCAGUAUCGCUGUAUGGAACAAGACCAUUUUUGAAUGCAAUCUGAAACAAAGUUUUACAACACCAAAAUAUAAAAUGAAAUUUAUCGAAAUAUAUUUACAAAAACAACCCAGUGCACUUACCACUUGUUGACACAAUUCCAUAUUGCACAAUCACUGAUAAAAAGUAAAAUAUUUUGCGAUUUUGCCGCUAAUCAAAACUAAUAUGUUGAAUCGAAAAAAGACGUAAGCACCACUUCGUUGUAACAAAAUAUGUAAACAAACGAAAUAUGUACAUACGUCUAAAUUGUUUUAGCUGUAAAAUCAUAACGGUUCAUUUUAUAGCUAUGGUAUUUUGUGAGAUGAUGCGAAUGAUCAAAAACUAUCGAUUUUUAUCAAAAAACAAAAAUCGAUAAUCAUGGUGCUUACGUCUUUUUGGCGGUUAGGGCUAGAUAUGUAUGUAUUUAUUUUUGUGUAUUAUAUGGACUCCACAGCUCAUUUUCAAGUUAUACACAAUUUUUCCACAUACAUACUUACUUAACAAUUGAUUAUUGCUUGUGAUGAUAUCGCUGAUUUUGCUUUUUCCAAUUCAUUCGGAUUUCCAAUGCUAUAAAAACAAAUGAAGUAAUUAUUUGCAAAUUAUUUAAAAAAAAAAUCACAUAAAAUUCACUUACUUACCUUCUUGUUGUACGAGCCUCCUUUACGAUGGUACGAGCACCAAUGGCAUGUGUCUUUCAAUCGUUUUUUUAUUACCCUUUUUGGGAUUUUCUUUUGACACCAUUGAUAAUUAUGUUUUCUCCUUCGCACUCAUUCAAAUAAAUCAAGAAAUGAAAGAAACUUUUCUUCAUCGCAUUUAGGUAAACAAAAAAUAACCGGAAAAUGUGCGUUGGUGUUAGUGCAUAGAGAAAAAAUGUGUAGUUGUAUUGAAAUAUUUGACACAAGAGGGUAGCCGUGGUUGGCAAGGGAAGUGCUCGACUAACCGUGCGAUUCUGUAACUUGAGACAGUCUCAAGUCUCUAAAUUUGAGAUUUUGAGUUAGAGACAAUUUUUGAGACUUGAGACGAUUUUGCUAUUCUGUAAGUGACAGUCACUAAAAAUUUGCGAGUCUCUCAACUGAAAACGAACAGGUCUGAACAUCUGUCACAUUUCAUUAUUUAGAGAUGUAUGUAAAACCUGAAUGAAAAAAGACUGUCGAUAACAAAUAUUAAAUUAUCUUUAAUGCAGUGAAAAAGGUUAACUACCAAUUAAAAUAAAAAUAAAAUAUUGUACUUGAAAUAUUAUAGAGCUAAAAUUUAUGUGAAAUUGAUUUUUUUCUACUUUUACCUGAUUGAGUUUUGUAUAAAACAUAGACACCAACAAUCGAUUAUUAUCUGUGAUGAUCUCUAUAAGUGAAUUGUCAAUACAUUCAAAAUGGAAAACAGAGAAUCCUUGCGUACAACAAAGGAGCAAAUUGAAUGCUACUUAGCAUUUCUGGAGCUUCACCCUCAAAUGAAGCUCCACAAGAAUGAUCCUACGCAGCCCAAAAGGUUAGAAGAGCUGUGGAUCGAGCUUGCCCAACAGCUAAACGCUCUAAAGGAUCCAUCGCGUUCGCCUACCAAAUGGAAGGAGUGUUUAAACCAUUGGAAAAAUCAAAUCAGAUCGAGGGCAAGAAAGGCGAAGGUAAGCAGAAUAUUAACUGGUGGAGGACCAAUGAAAGAUAUUCAGUCCUCCGAGUUGGAAGAACGGGCGAUAGAAGCCUUAGGGAGGACCGUUGUUGAUGGACUGCCUGAUGUCCCAACAAUUGGAGUGGAGAACGACAUUAUAAUAAAUAUGGAUCCGCAGAGUCCUUUAGUAUGUGAAAUGCCAUCUACAUCACGUUCACGAAGGCAGACUUCGCAAGAAAUGUUUGCGGAUAUGGUGGCUGCAAUGCAGAGGAGGAGUGAAGAAGAAGCAAAAUUCAGAGAAACAUCGCAACAAUGCUUCGAAAAAGUUGCUGAAUCUUUAAAUAAUAUGGCAAGUGCUAUUGUAAAGCUAUCAGAAGCUGUUCUAAAAAAAAAUUAAAAAAAAUUGUGCUUAAAUUAAGAAAAUAUUUUUAAGUUCCUAUUAAUGUAUAUAAUUUCAUUUCAUUUCAUUUCAUUUAAAUACACACCAAAGAAUAUGUUUAAGUUAAGAAAGUAUUUUUAAGUUCCUCUUAAUGUAUAUAAUGUAAAUACACACCAAAGAAUAUGUUUAAGUUAAGAAAAUAUUUUUAAGUUCCUAUUAAUGUAUAUAAUGUACAUACAUACAUAUAAAAGAAGACUGAAUAAGUUAAAUUUUUUUAUGUUCCUAUUAAUUAUUAUUAUUAACAUACAUAUAAAAGACUGAAUAAAUGAAUCUAUUAAUUUUUUGUGAAAAUAUAAAUGAAAGAUUUAUUUGUAAAGAUAUGUAUUUACAAAGAUUGUGUGAGAGAAUUUAAGCAGUUACGUCAUGCAUGUAUUCCUGCAUUGUAAUACUGAUUUGUUUGAGCUGGAGAAUUAUCAUUGAAGGAAGAGCAUUCAAAAUUUCAAUAUCGAUUUCAUCGAAGUCACAAAUACCAUGUUUUUGCAAAAUGUUGUGGAAAAUUGAGCAAGUAUAAACUAAGAACGCAGCGUUUGAAGGUGUAUACCUCAGUACUCGCUCUUUAGAAAGGC
Molecule: messenger RNA, 2650 nt
Organism: Bactrocera dorsalis (oriental fruit fly)
Lineage: Eukaryota; Metazoa; Arthropoda; Insecta; Diptera; Tephritidae
Exons: 4
Coding region: 1413-2042 (209 amino acids)
Source: RefSeq, a predicted model, not a curated record